AUGUUGACGACGCAGGCAUCGACCAGUAAAUCUAGGAAGCAUGCUUCCACUGAAAACGACGAGGACGUGCAAGUACUAGAUCAAAUUCCUCAAAACAUUCAAGAAAACGCAGCAACAAAGGAACCCAAGAGUGCGGCUGCAAAGAAGAAAAAGAAGAAGAAACAUACUUCCAAGUCUAAUGGGAGUGAUGCUCAUGAUAGUGUGGAUGCCCAAAAUAUGAUGGAGGUUACUCCUACAGAGACAACCACUCAAUCAAUUCAUACAGUCAUGGGCACGUAUGCGCCAGUUAUAGAAACUCCUUCGAUACCAGACCCUCCUGCUUUGCUUGUUGAAGCAGUCAAGCCCAACACGAAGACGAGCAACUCAAAGAGUGCAUCGAAUGAAUCAAUUCAAGGUGAAGAUACAGUCAUGGAUGCCCCAGUCAUAGAAACUGCUUCUAUACCCGUAACACUGAUGGUUGAUAAACCCGUCAAGCCCAAGAAGAAGAAAAGCAAUUCAACGAGAGCCUUGAACGGAAAUCAAGAGUCGAAUGUUGUUGCUCCAGCCGUACCCGUUUCUGAUGAGUCCAAACCUGUUUCUGAAUCCACACCUAUAAUAUCGAAUGAGUCCUCUGGGCAGGCACGUCAUUUCGAACGACUCCAAGCGGCAUACAAUGAUUUGCAAGUGAAAUAUGAAGCUUUGAGAAUCAAACAAAUUGAUCAGCAUCUGGAAGCUCAGAUCCAGCUGAAGAAGGCAGCCGAGGAGAGAAUACAAUUAUCCGAACGCACUAUUACUACCCUCACGGAAGAAAAGGAGAAGAUUUCAUCAAAACUCGCCGAGGAAACCGAACGACGUAAAGAGCUAGAGGUCAAAUUACAAUCAAAUGGUGGCAGCAAGUUAAGCUCCUCGAAGCGAGUAACAGAGAAAGUAAUGGAACCAGAGACGGAGGUCAAGACCUCUAUAUCUCUCUCUGAAUUCAAGGCUUUGCGGAAAGAAUUGGAUGCUGCCAAAUCGAAAGCUGCAAGAGCAUCCGAACUUGAAUCAGAGAUAAAGCAGCUGCGCACCCAAGUAACUGAAUUGGAAUCUCUUCGCAUUCAAUUGGCAACUGCAAAUGAAACGAUUGCAUCCGUCACUGCCAAUGUCAGAACAAAAGACCAUAAUGAUCGUUAUGCGCUGACGCUGGAACGCAUGACUCGAUUAUAUGAGAGUUUUACUGGGUUGACUAUACAAUCAGUAGAGGAAACAAAUGUCGCGAAUGAUGAUGGUACUGGGGAAGCCAAGAUGCUGGUCCAUAAAGUCUGCCAGAAGGGCAAUCGUGGUGUAUUGAACUAUUUGUUCACGACAACACAAGAACCAACGCCCGAUGCCGUCUACACGUAUACACCAGUGAAUGCCGCCAAUCUUGAAGGGCUGCCACAGUGGUUGCGUCAAGAAAUAGAGCUAGAUGCCUUGCAGUCUCAAAAUUUCUUUUGGCGUACCAUUGAUUGGAUGCAAAAUCCACAGAAAUCAAUCGCCUAA
Messenger RNA from Synchytrium microbalum, 1497 nucleotides. RefSeq lists its product as uncharacterized. The transcript has 9 exons. The coding region runs from base 1 to 1497 and encodes 498 amino acids. The record is from RefSeq and is a predicted model, not a curated record. Lineage: Eukaryota; Fungi; Chytridiomycota; Chytridiomycetes; Synchytriales; Synchytriaceae.